AUGGCCAAACUGAGUCCAGGUGUGACGUACAUCAACGUGUCCGUGGUGCUCAACAGUCUCGAGAUGAUAGACAACCGACGCGUGACCACCUACAAUAACAAUAACGGCCCUCCCUCAGCAACAUACAAUAACAAUAACAGCUCUUCUUCAGCCACCUACAAUAACAAUAACGGCCCUUCUUCAGCCACCUACAAUAACAAUAACGGCCCUUCUUCAACCACCUACAAUAACAAUAACGGCCCUUCUUCAACCACCUACAAUAACAAUAACGGCUCUCCUUCAGCCACAUACAAUAACAAUAACAGCUCAUCUUCAGCCACCUACAAUAACAAUAACGGCUCUCCUUCAGCCACCUACAAUAACAAUAACGGCCCUCCCUCAGCCACAUACAAUAACAAUAACGGCCCUCCCACAGCCACAUACAAUAACAAUAACGGCCCUCCCUCAGCAACAUACAAUAACAAUAACAGCUCAUCUUCAGCCACCUACAAUAACAAUAACGGCUCUCCUUCAGCCACCUACAAUAACAAUAACAGCUCAUCUUCAGCCACCUACAAUAACAAUAACGGCUCUCCUUCAGCCACCUACAAUAACAAUAACAAUAACGGCAUGCUCACUUCAAUUAAUUGUUAA
Molecule: messenger RNA, 633 nt
Organism: Hyalella azteca
Lineage: Eukaryota; Metazoa; Arthropoda; Malacostraca; Amphipoda; Hyalellidae
Exons: 3
Coding region: 1-633 (210 amino acids)
Source: RefSeq, a predicted model, not a curated record